Molecule: messenger RNA, 5846 nt
Organism: Archocentrus centrarchus (flier cichlid)
Lineage: Eukaryota; Metazoa; Chordata; Actinopteri; Cichliformes; Cichlidae
Gene: dnajc6
Product: DnaJ (Hsp40) homolog, subfamily C, member 6
Exons: 18
Coding region: 193-3090 (965 amino acids)
Biological process (GO): synaptic vesicle uncoating; clathrin-dependent endocytosis
Cellular component (GO): postsynaptic density; vesicle; intracellular membrane-bounded organelle
Molecular function (GO): clathrin binding
Source: RefSeq, a predicted model, not a curated record
GAAACAGAGGAGACCGGUCACCCUCUCAUCCUCGGACAUGUGGCGCUCCCAGCAGCGGCAGCAGCGACAGCAGUAGAGGAGGCACUAGUAGCAGCACAGAGGCAGCAGCAGUGUUGACUGCGCGGCGUAGCCUUCUACGUCUUUGGGGCUUCUUUUGUGUUUAAUUUCCCUUCUUUUUUGUGUCCUUUGGUAAUGAGCUUGCUGGGGGCCUACAAGAAAAAGACCAGUUACGAUGGAUAUGAAUCUUUGCAGCUCGUCGAUAGCGGCGGGGAUAGCUUCAGCGUCGGCAGAGGCAGCAGCAGCGGCGGAAGCACACUCGGAGGCUCCAUAGCGGCCACCCUUGGACCGAAGGCAGGCCCGCUGAGAGAGGAGGACUGCAGCACCAUGGACAGCUCAGAUAUGGAUGCAGGCUAUGGUGGAGGACUGUUGGAUAUGGUCAAGGGAGGAGCUGGCAAGUUCUUCAGCAGCUUUAAGGACAACCUGAAGGACACGCUGAAGGACACCUCCACCAAGGUCAUGCAUCAAGUUGCCACUUAUACCAAAGGGGAGCUGGACAUUGCCUACAUAACAUCACGGAUCAUAGUGAUGACCUAUCCAGCUGAGUCAGUGCAGAUUGGCUACCAGAACCAUGUCGAAGACAUCCGCUCCUUCCUUGACAGUCGACAUGCUGACCACUACACUGUUUUCAACCUAUCACAACGUAACUACCGUGGGGCCAAAUUCUCCAACAGGGUUUCAGAGUGUAAUUGGCCUUCACGCCAAGCACCCAGCCUCCACAACCUCUUCGCUGUGUGCAAGAACAUGCACAACUGGCUCAAACAGAAUCCCAAGAAUGUCUGUGUAAUCACAUGCUCGGAUGGUCGGGCUCCUUCAGGUGUUUUGGUCUGUGCCAUGUUCUGCUUCUGCCACCUCUUCAACAAUCCAGUUCCCGCCAUGCAGCUGCUCAGCGCCAAAAGGCCAGGUUCCGGCCUCUGGCCUUCACACCGCAGGUACAUAGGCUAUGUAUGUAGCAUGGUAUCAGAGAAGCCUAACCUACCCCACUCGAAGCCCUUGAUGAUCAAGGCCCUCACUAUGAGUCCGAUCCCCUGUUUCAAUAAGCAGCGUAGCGGCUGUCGGCCCUUCUGUGAUGUCCUCAUUGGAGAGACUAAGAUCUUCACCACCGCACAGGAGUAUGAGAGGAUGAGAGAGCACCGGGUCCAGGAUGGCAAGGUAGUUUUCCCUCUGGGUGUAAGCGUACAAGGAGAUGUUGUGGUUUCAGUCUACCACAUGAGGUCAACCAUUGGAGGACGUUUGCAGGCCAAGGUGUCCAACACUCAGAUCUUCCAGAUUCAGUUCCAUACUGGCUUCAUUGGUCCUGGAACCACUAUGUUAAAGUUUAACAAACCAGAACUUGAUGCCUGUGACUCUCCAGAGAAAUAUCCCCAGCUUUUCCAUGUGAUACUGGAUGUGGAGGUAGAAGGGGUGGACAAACAGAAAGACCUGACACCACCAUGGGAACAGUUCCCCUGUAAAGAUCUGAGCCCAAAUGUGCUCUUCUCUGGCCACCAGGAACACCAGGAUGCAUUGGCUAUUGCUGAGCCAAGCCGGUCCCAGGGAGGUCCAGAUGGUCGGGGCCGCGGCGAGGAGAGCGAGCCGUCAGAUGAUGAAAUGCUGUCUCUCUCCAACCAACAAAGCACUACCAGUGCAGCCCACCAGAAACCUGACCUACCUGCUCCAGCCUCUGCCGUCCCUGCUCCUGCUGAGGAAGUGGAUCUUCUUGGCCUAGAAGGGGACGAGGUCAACCACCCAUCAUCUCAGCCCCCACCUACAUCAGCUGCAACCACCGACCUCCUAGGGGACUUGUUUGGAGCCCCACCUCAGCCAACCAGUGGGCCUUCAUCUGCCCAGUCCACUCCACACAAAGUUGCCCCCAACACUGCCUCGCCAUGCCCCUCACCUGCUCCACCAGCAUUUAAUCCUUUUGGGACGGGUGCCAUGCCUAAGCCUCAGGAUAUGAUGGGUUCAUUCCUCGGACCAGGUAAAGUGGGGCAGCCAGACCCUUUCCUGCAUGCUGCUCGCUCACCAUCACCCACCCUGCAGCCUACAAGCGUCGGUCGGAGUUCCCCCGUCCCACCUACCACCCCUACUGUCAACAUUCAGCAGCAAAAUGCCAUGGGCGGAUGGGACUGGAACAGACCUGCUACCACAAGCACAGGAGGUUUUGGUGUGGGCAGUCGGUCAGCCACUACCAGUCCCACUGGCUCAGUCCACAGCACCCCCACCCACCAAACCAAGCCAAACACUCUGGACCCAUUUGCUGAUAUCGGCAACUUGGGGGGAAGCCUUGGAGGAGGUUCUGGCUUCUCAAGCAAGCCCACCACCCCUACUGGGACAACCCCUUCCUUCCCUCCAAUGGGCUCCCCAUCGAGGCCUCCACCAUCUCCCCAGCAUACAGGAGCCUGGCAGCCCCACACAGGAGGCAAUUUCCCCUCGUGGCAGCCCGGUGGAAGUGGUGGAGGGUGGCAACCACAGGGACAGGGUCCCACUCCACAGCCAAAGCCCAGCCCCAGCCACACUUCCAUGCCUCACACAUCUCCCCAGAAUCGACCCAACUACAAUGUUAGCUUCUCUGCAAUGGGAGGAGGCUCACCUAGCGCAGCGGGAAAAACACAGGCUGGAAUGGGUUCGAAGCCCAAAGCCUCAGAUGCCAACUUUGAUGACCUGCUGUCUGGUCAGGGCUUUGCAGGGACCAAAGAGAAGAAAGGACCCAGGACUAUAGCAGAGAUGAGGAAGGAGGAAAUGGCCAAAGAAAUGGACCCUGAGAAACUAAAGAUUCUGGACUGGAUUGAGGGGAAGGAGCGUAACAUCCGUGCUCUGCUUUCCACCAUGCACACAGUGCUUUGGGAAGGAGAGACACGCUGGAAGCCUGUGGGCAUGGCUGACCUGGUUACUCCAGAACAGGUCAAGAAGGUCUACCGCAAAGCAGUCCUGGUUGUUCAUCCAGAUAAGGCAACAGGACAACCAUACGAACAAUAUGCCAAGAUGAUUUUCAUGGAACUAAAUGAUGCCUGGUCAGAAUUUGAGAGCCAAGGACAAAAACCUCUAUACUGAGUGAAGCGUGAGAAGACUUGAGUAAGGAGAUGAUGUCCCUGCUGAUUCUGUCAUCUAAUCCUUAAAGUAUUACCACCUCUGGUCCGCAUACUGCAGCCACACCCUGCAACAACUGCCUUUAUACCCAUGCUUUGACUCGUGCUCCUCUUCUCGCCACACAAAAGCAGAACUUCAGAGAUGACAGACUAUAGAACAGCAUCCUGUGCCCAGACUAGAAGCUCAAACAAACAGCUGCCUCUCUGUAGCUCUAAUAUCCAUACUGUAUGUAUGUGAUGCAACACUUUCCUUCCUUCUUCCAAGUCCACACCCCCAAAUCAUCCCAUCCAUAAAUAAAUAAAUAAAAUCACUGGGAUGUCAAGGAGUCAGAUCAAAAGAGAGCAAGAGCUGAGGAUCUUAUGAGCUGAGAGAAAAAGAAACACCAGGGAAUAAACUGAGCAAGCGAUUCUCAGACUGCUCUACAUACGUGCUUCAGAGCAUGAGAAAGUCUGUGAGGCACAGCAAGCAUUUAACAGCAUUCAAGCAUUUCUGAUGUCAAUUUUUUUUUAGAUACUUUGAGCGAACACUGAAUUCGAGAUCAGUUCAGUCAUAUCAAAUCCACAGUUUUUUCAUGCAAUUGAAUGCUCCUAGAAAUAAGAAACAAAACAGCGGCAUCAAGUAACUGCAUCUUUAACUUAAAACAGACUGUUUACAAAUGAACUGUGAUUGGAUUAGAAAUCUGUGAUUACAGGUUGGCUUUCCUCUGAGCCUCAAAAUUUUGCCUGCUGAGAAUAACUGAGGAAGAAAAAAUUUAUUAAAGUAGAACUGCACAGUAUCCUUGCUUAAAAAGUGAUUGCAUAUUAUCAUGAAGGAUAUCAUGUGACAGAUCAAAGCAAAAAACUGUAUUUUUCUGAAGGAAAGUUAAUAAGAAUUGGUGUGUCUGAUAUAUUGAAGCCUUGUGUAUUUCCAUGGGGAACUGGGGAUUGUAUGUUUUAGGAUUAGCACACUUACUGUUCCUUACAUGAAGCACCUUGAGGCCUCACGUGCACUCACUCAUCCAACAAUGUAUUUUUGCUCUACAUCUCUCUGAAAGCACAAACUGAUGAAUUUAACCAGUGCAGCUCUGAAGGAAGGCAAUCCAUGUAUUCAUUUAUUAGCUAAAAUUAAAUGUGUAUGUCAUCUCCUGAUGAGACAAAGUUCAAGACUUUCAGGUCAUUAUGUUAAACCAAGUUUUGUAUGUAAAGACUUUGAUAGUCUAUGAAAUACAUACUUCAGCCAAAAUAUUAAAACCACUGACAGGUAAGGUGAAUCUCAUUACAGUGCAGCAUUCCCGCUAGGAAACAUUAGGAGAUUCAUGUUUAUGCGAGACUAUUAACAUCGCUCCUAGCCUCCAGACUACCCAGAUCCCAAUCUGAUCAGUGAUCAGAUUUAAUGUUAAGACUGGGUACUGUAUUUUCCGAGCCACAGAAAUGACACUGAUGUGCUUAAACACAAACUAACGAGGACAUGAUGAGUUCUGUUUCGCGUUGCUAUAUUUCGCCGUUUCAUAUCACGCUGAUCUGUUUCAUCAAAACACUGACUUGCAACAGUUCCACUAUGUUUUGCUUGUGAUUACUUGAUUUAUUUUUUUUACUUUUUGCUGCAUGUUCCUUUAUAAUCAGGAGAAAAGACUGGGGUAAGCACCACAUUCAUAUGACCAGCAAGCUACAGCCAUUAAAAAAGUUUUUUUUAAUAUCUGCAGGUGUUUCCUACCCUAACAUGUGAACAUAAAUCUCUCUCCAUAUAGUUUUAUUAUUAUGCUAAUUUUUGAUGCGUUUGUUCCACUUUUACAUACAAUUACUGAUGUCACCAUUCUGUGCUAAAAGUAUUUCAUAAUUGUGGAGUAAAGUGGGGCAAAGGACAAAAUAUGCAAUAACUAAAAAGCAGACAUCUCUGUUAAGACAAUAAUCAAUUUUUUUGAAGCGUGAAGUUUUCACAAAACACUAAUUAUCCUACAAGAUCCCCACCUAUCAGCUUAAACCAUUUUGACCUGCUGUUUGAUAUUUUCUCCACACACGAAUUCAGAGAAAUGUUUAACUUCUGAUGUUCAUGAAUGGUUGACGAUCUUUACAGUUACUGUCUUCAUGCUCUCUGAUUUGUACAUGGAGCUCAAAGAUGUGACAUUUUCUGUUGGCAUCAUACUGUCUUUUCCCUUCAUUAGAGUUUAUUCUUCCAGUUUGUUCAUCUGCAUUAAGGAUGUUGACUGAAUUCUGACCAGCGUAAGAAAAUAGUGUGAGGCGUUGUUUCAUCAGCGAGAACCCCGAAUGGAUCCCAAUACAGGAUAAUCGUGUUUUGACUGAAAUGGGUCCUUGAACAAGACCCUGGGUCUCAGGCUGAAAAUACUGAACUUUAAUCUGGAGGUGACUGCUUUCUUUGUCGACUUACAAGAUAUGAGAAGUGUGCCGUAUGUGUUGCUCCAUUUACACUGAGGACCUACAUGUGAAAUAACCCUCAUAGACUCCCUCGCUGACUGAAUCUGCAAUUUUACAGCUAUGUUAAAAAGCUAACCUCUAUAUUGUAGUCAGUGGAUGUGUGUUUGAUCCUGUGGUAUGUAUGGGGGGUGGGGGAUCAGAUUUGCAGAGUACUGUAAGUUAUGUGUUUGCCUGUCUGCUGUUCAAAUAUUACUUAAACGUGUAAAGAUUCUGUUCAUGUGUUUCUUUUCAGUUCUGUUUACAGGGUGUACAUAAUGAUCAAGUGCAGUGCACAAAAAUAAACAAUAAACAGAAACCAGAGCAGAGUGA